Molecule: messenger RNA, 635 nt
Organism: Dissoconium aciculare CBS 342.82
Lineage: Eukaryota; Fungi; Ascomycota; Dothideomycetes; Mycosphaerellales; Dissoconiaceae
Exons: 1
Coding region: 100-525 (141 amino acids)
Source: RefSeq, a predicted model, not a curated record
AUCAUACCAGCAAACUUCGUGACCGACAUCGGCACCCUUGUUGCACUGUACCACGAUCCUUCUAUCGGCCAUUGAGCAAAGGUCAUUGCUGUCCUGGGGAUGCGUCGAUCACCAACCAUCUGUCAACGCUUGCUUGGUCUGCGCCCAGUCAACGCGGCCAGUCCUCGCCGGCUUAUGAUUGUGACGAGGCAUUUCGAUCUCACAAUAUUCACGCGCGGGCAUCACACCUCCCAAAUCAGUACACACGCAUACAGUACAUCUGAUAUCGCGGUUCAAUGCCGCGAGGAUCGACGCAGUGCGCAUGGUGGUGAAACGCUCGCUCAACGGAUCUCCCUUCGAUGUGGUGAGGUCACGUAUGGAAGUUGCGAGAACGAUGUGUCAGCGAUGCCGGUGACACCAGGCAUGAAUCUCACCGGUGGAUAUCGCAGGGUGUUGAAAGAAACAGAAGUCAUGCCGCACGGAGUCCAGUGGUCGGGCCACAGGGUGUCACACCCGGAAACCGUUGGAACGUCACACCUGAUUUGAUUCGAUUCAAUGCGAUUGAGAGGAUCGACACAUCAAAUGGGUGUUCGAGCAUGCCAGGCUACUCGUAGUACAAUCAUGGCGAAUCACACACGAGAGCGAGUGGAAGGGAA